Dendronephthya gigantea is the source of this 2436-nucleotide messenger RNA. Its product is annotated as solute carrier organic anion transporter family member 4A1-like. The transcript has 12 exons. The record is from RefSeq and is a predicted model, not a curated record. The coding region runs from base 325 to 2271 and encodes 648 amino acids. NCBI's taxonomy places the organism in Eukaryota, Metazoa, Cnidaria, Anthozoa, Malacalcyonacea, Nephtheidae. Gene Ontology annotation, biological process: transmembrane transport. Gene Ontology annotation, cellular component: membrane.
AAAUAGACGAUAUAAUAUUCUAUGGUAUUCAAGCUCCUUUCAGAAUGAUGUAAUGCUUACAGAGAUACCAUCUUGUUUGGAAUUUAACGUCGAACAUAUAUCAGUUCAGUUGCUCCUGCAGGAACGUAAAGAUAUACCAUUUGUGUUGUCAGUAUAUAGACGUCGUGAAUUCAUUGGAUAACAUCUCAAGUGCUCUGAUAUAACGAUUUUACAAUCUUUUUUGUGAAAGAAGUUCACGAAACUAAGUGAAACGAAUACUAUAGACCCGUAAUCCGUAUAAAAGCAAAUUCUGCCAACUUCGAGAACAAUUACAGCGUGUGAAAGAUGAACGAGGAAAACAAAAGAGUGGAAAGAAGUGAAGAUUUGCGAUGGGGUUGGCGUUCAGUCAGACCAAGAUGUUUACAAUGGUUCAAUUCGUCCGUAGGACUGGUGGUUAUUCUGGCAUCUUGCAGCGUCGUUUAUGGAAUGACUGUAAAUGGCUUUAAUUACGCCGCUAUUCCAUCCCUUGAGAAACAAUUCCACUUUAACAGCAAGCAAACGGGGCUCAUGUCAUCAAUCAGUGAUAUCUCAAAUAUGGUCAUGACAAUCAUUGUUAGUUUUUAUGGCUCAUUUGGAAACAAACCUCGCUGGAUUGGACGCUGUCUGUCGGUCGUUAGUCUUUCUUUGAUUUUGUUCUCUGUUCCUCAUUUUAUGAUCGGAAAAUAUCAACCUCCUGCAGCCAUACAUUCAUCGCAAUUCUGUUCAGUAAACGACAAUUCAACAAACAAAUGUGAAGAUAGUGAAUCUAUUUCAUUCUCUUGGUCUUAUUUCAUCGUAUUCUUGGCGUCUCAAGUCAUUGCCGGCGCUGGUGGAGCUCCGAUGUUUAGUUUAUGCAUCGCAUACCUCGAUGAAAACGUCAGCCCUAAACAUACCUCCAUAUUCAUUGCAAUAUAUUACGUCUCUGGUUUUCUUGGUCCAAGUAUUGGCUUCGUUAUUGCUGGUCAGUUACUCAGUACCUACGUGGACAUAGAUCAGCCUGAAGGUUUUAACCUGAGCCCCCUCGAUCCGCGAUGGAUUGGCAAUUGGUGGAUUGGAUCUUUGGUCGGCGCUGUAGUUAUCUUCGUGCUAGCUUUCGUCAUCAUGGGGUUCCCAAGACAACUGCCACGCGCCAAAAUUCAGCGCGAGGAAGCGAUACGAAAUAAAGAGAUUCCAGCUCACGAUGAAAAGAUCUCGGGAAAUCUCAAGGACAUUAUACCAGCAACGAAGAGUUUGAUCUGUAAUCCAGUUUACGUUUUUCAGACCCUUGGUGUGUGGGCACAAGUUGUUCUUGGGUCUGGUGUUGGUCCGUUUCUCUAUAAACUGAUCAGAACUCACUAUGGUGCAACUCAAGCUCUUGCUGGAAUUGGUGUGGGGAUGAUUGUUGGCAUUAGUAGUACAUGUGGGACAUUGAUGGGCUCGUUGUUUGGCACCAAAGCUAAAGUGAAAAACAGCUGUAAAGUUGCGGCAAAAUAUUGCUUUUAUUUACAACUUGUUGGCAUGUGGAUGACGUUCAUGUUUCUUCUCCCUGGUUGUAAUGAUAUCAAAGUCCCAAACGAGAGAACGAACAGCACCUGCGAUUGCGACGGUGUGAAAUACGUUCCUGUAUGCAAUCAUAACAUCACGUAUUACUCCGCUUGUCACGCGGGCUGUCCACGCCAGAACUCGACAUCCAAGAGUUAUACAAACUGCUCCUCGGGGAGUUGGACUAAAGAUGAGCUGAAACUUGGUGUUUGCGAUCAGGACUGUAAGAAUGUUUAUACUUUCCUAGUUGGCUUUACCUUACUAUUGUCGUUAAGCUAUCUCAAUGAUAUUCCUGGUAAAGUCGUAACGAUAAGGAGUGUGUUAGAAAAUCAACGUUCAUACGCUCUUGGUCUUCAGCUAGUAACGUGGCGUGCUUUGGGCAGUCUGCCAGCUCCUGUUAUCUUCGGGUCAUUCAUUGAUAGGUCUUGUAUAUUAUGGCGAGAAUCCUGUGGCCAAAAAGGAGAUUGUUUGGCUUACAAAACUGGAGACGUUGUUUUCGUCAUCAUCUCAUCAUCACUUGUUCUUCAAGUAUUGGCCAUCUUAUUCUUCCUGCUGUGUUGGUAUUUUGCGUGCAAAUCCAGUGCAGAACAUGGCCACGAUGUUGGUGCAUCUUCCGAAAGAAACGGAAGUGUUUCCAAAGGUGAUGGUAUUUCUUGCUCGAAGGAAAACGGCUUCGAUAAUCCUGUUGGUGCGAACGCGAUCAUUUGCGACGAAUUUGAAACCAAAUUUUGAGGCAAACAUGUUGAUAUAUAUAUAAUAAAUCUCUAACAUGCAGUUAAUACAUCUUACAACUUGUAAAAUGUUCGUAUUUGGGGCAGGAACAUGAUUGGUUUUCAGUUUCGCGUAAAUCAUAUUAAAAUAUGCUAGUGAUUUUACGGUAUUCUUUUAUACCUGCGC